Molecule: messenger RNA, 5778 nt
Organism: Sinocyclocheilus rhinocerous
Lineage: Eukaryota; Metazoa; Chordata; Actinopteri; Cypriniformes; Cyprinidae
Gene: camsap1b
Product: calmodulin regulated spectrin-associated protein 1b
Exons: 18
Coding region: 292-4953 (1553 amino acids)
Biological process (GO): neuron projection development; negative regulation of microtubule depolymerization; cytoplasmic microtubule organization
Cellular component (GO): microtubule minus-end
Molecular function (GO): calmodulin binding; spectrin binding; microtubule minus-end binding
Source: RefSeq, a predicted model, not a curated record
UGCAUAAUUCUCAUUCACAACAGCACAUCGCCAAUAAUUCGCAUUUAAAACUGUAUUUACGGUGUGUGUUGCUGUUAUUCUGAAGUGUGGUAGUAGUGAAGGCUGUAACACACUCUCAAGGGUUUGUCAUUCAUCCACCGACACUCACUCGUAUCUGUUCGGACUAAACGUGGCCUCAUGAUUCCCGCCGGAGCCUGUUACCCUUUUCUCUCAUUUUUCUCCCACAGAUUUGCCAGAGUGGAUUGUUGAUAGUUUACUAUCUGGAAGGUACGUGGCGACGGUGGUCGCAGGAUGGACGCGGAGCUGGGUGCUGACAGCGCCCGCAGAAAGAUGGAGGCGGCGGGCGAGGCGCUGGAGAUCGUGCCGCUGGAAAUGUAUGAUUCAGCCCGAGCCAAAAUAGCGGCUAAUCUGCGAUGGCUGUUUGCCAAAGCCUUCGGUAUUGAUCACAUCCCAGAGGACCUGCGAGACCCGUUCUACACAGACCAGUAUGACCAGGAGCACAUUAAGCCCCCGGUGAUCCGGUUACUGCUGUCCUGUGAGCUGUACUGUCGCGUGUGCGGCCUCAUUCUCAAAGGAGACCAGGUGGCCUCUCUGCAGUCCCACCAGUCAGUCAUCCAGGCCUUGUCUCGCAAAGGCAUCUAUGUCAUGGAGGGUGAUGACACGCCUGUCAGCGACUCAGAUCUGACCUGCCAGCCAAUUAAAAUGAGUUCCCACAUCCCCAUGAUUGAUGCUUUGAUGAUGGCCUACACCGUGGAGAUGAUCAGCAUUGAGAAGGUUGUGGCCUGCGUAAAGCGUUUCUCCACAUUCAGUGCCUCCAAGGAGCUCCCCUUUGACCUUGAGGAUGCUAUGGUCUUCUGGAUCAACAAGGUGAAACUGAAAAUGAGGGAGAUCACAGAGAAGGAACACAAAUCAAAGCAGCAUCUGCUGGAAUCUCCAAGUCAUCAGAAGGUACGGUAUCGGCGGGAUCAUGCCUCAGGUAGACAGCUGCCCUACUUCCCCCUGCUGGAGGACCUGAUCAGGGAUGUGUGUGACGGUGCUGCACUGCUGACCGUGGUCCAUUUCUACUGCCCAGACCUGAUGAAGCUUGAUGAUAUCUGCUUGAAAGAGGUGACCUCAAUAGCAGACAGCCUUUAUAAUAUCCAGCUGCUGAAAGAGUUUGCCAAUGAGUACCUUAACAAAAGCUUUUAUUUGACACUAGAGGACAUGUUGUACGCACCUCCUGUUCUCAAGCACAAUGUCAUGGUAUUUAUAGCAGAGCUCUUCUGGUGGUUUGAGAUUGUCAAGCCUGAAUUUGUCCAGCCGAGAGAUGUUCAGGAAUUUAAAGAUGCAAGAGCAAUGACUCAGCCCAAGAGUGCCAGGCCUACUGUGCCCAUCUCCAACGCCACAAAACGGAGCUUCCUGGUGUCUCCUGGUGGGGCUGAUCCAGCACUUCCUGUUCAGAACAGCCCGGAUGUUUGUAACAGGUACUUCCUGCACCCUGAAGAAUCUGAGCCUCUUAAUAAGGGGAGUUCCAGCUUCAGCCCCUCCCACCCACUACUUCCACUGAGACAAAGACAGAAGAAGGCUCAGCCAGGAGAGGAAAGCACGGCCUGUCGAAAUCGUUCCAAUUCUUUUACGCAAGAAGGUCACUCCAGAGGAUCAGUGGCUUGGUCAGAUAAACGGCAGAGGCCACUGUCUCAGCUGAAUCGGUAUGUUCUCCACUCUGCUACGGACUGUGAUGCAGAUUUGGCCUCAGGCGACUGCGUUAGUCUGACUUGCUCCAUCAGUGAGGACAGCCUGGCCUCCACUGUAACACCCAAGCACCAGAGCCAUCCGGGACAGGGCAAAAUUAGGUGGGUCAAUGGCCACGGUCUGCUGGGCAAUGUUAACAUGGAUGAGGAGGAUGAGCUUGUAACUAUUGUCAGGCCAGAUUCAUCCAAGAAUGAGACCACCCUGUUAAACUCUGAGGAUGCAGAGCGACAGAGUGCUACCCCUGGUGCUAAAACAGGCAUUUGGGGAAGACAGGAGGAAGCAUCCUCAGAUUCUCGAACAGCCAGUUGCUUCCUGGAACCUCUGAUGCCUGCAGUUCUCAGGCCAGCCAAAGAGAAGUCAAUAUACCUAAAUAAGGAAGAAGAGUCGGGAGAGGGAAGGCUGCGAGAAUCAGCACGGAGAGUAGCAGGAGCAGAAGGUGCUGUUUCAUCUUCCAGACGGAGACCUCCAUCCACUCUUAACCGGACCUUUACCCCCAACACUAGCUCUGAGUUUGAGACAACUAUUGAGCCUAAAUCCAGUGAAUUUGUGCCUCCAGCCCCUGGGCAGAUGCAAGCUUUCAGACCAUUGGCAACAAGUAGUGUUGAGCCAUCUUCUGCUGAGCGGUCACCUGGGUUUUACCUUCAUUCAUCGGUGCCUGAGGACCAGAGGCCUGUCCAAGCAUGGGACAUCCAUCCAGGGUCUGAUGUAGCGACUGUGGAGACCAUUGAGGAACAGGAUGCAGAACUCACCAAAGAGCUCCAUCCAGACAAGAAACAGUUCUAUGAGGAGGACGAAGAGUCAGCAAAGUUGCAGGAAGACAUGAAUGUAAAGGAACAUAAGGAUAAGGAUGGUGGGAGCAGGUGCUCAAGCCCUGGCCAGUCCGAGGUCAGCAGUGUAGCUAGCAGCAGCGUGCGCAUGACCAGUUUUGCUGAACGAAAGAUGCAGAAGUUUGGUAGCAAUCAAGAUAUCCGCUCCAGCACAAGCAGCUCACAGCGGACCACACCAGAUGGCUCGGAGAGUUGCCCCCUUCCUCUAACCUCCUGGAGGAUGAAAAGAGACCAGAGUCCCACACCACAGAACAAGGACAGUGCCAACAUGCUGGCCUCCGAACUUGUUCAACUCCACAUGCAACUUGAAGAAAAGCGACGUGCAAUUGAAUCCCAAAAGAAGAAGAUGGAGGUCUUGACAGCAAGACAAAGGCUUAAGCUUGGGAAAGCAGCCUUCCUGCACAUAGUAAAGAAAGGGAAGAGUGAUACUCUCCCUCAGCCUACAAAGUCCGAGUACUACUUGAAAGAUGGCCAAAAACUCAAUCAAGAAAAAGAGAAAUCGUCGAAAGACGACACCUGUGUUGGUGCUCUGAGAGAUGGGCCGAAAGAGGCCAAAGAGCCGGAGAAGGCAUCUCUCGAGUGGGCAGGUGGGGGGACUGUGUCCCCUAGUGCCUUAGAUAUGGACGAGGAGAUGGAUCUUAAUGAAUGCAACCACUCCAUUGAAUUGUUGAACGAGGCUAUUGGAAACAUUCAGCAGCAGAUGAUGCAACUUUCGCUCCAGCAGGAAAUGCUCAUGAAGCAAAAUCUUCAGUCUCCAACAGGUGCUGCUCCACCACCUAGCAGUGACCAAAGUAAUGCAUCUGAACCCAGGGUCAGAGCUUCGAUACAUUUUGUUGAACCAAGUGGCAGCCCUGUGGUACGAAAAUCACCCAAACUAAGUUCAGCACGGUCUCGUUCCAAACCUUCAGAGCUGUUGUUAGUUAAGGAGCACGGCAAAGGGCAUAAGAGCUCCACUCCUACACCUACUGACAGCCCCUCUGCCAAGUCCAUUCAAGGGGGCAGGACCCCCAAACCAGAGCUGGAGUACUUUGUGCAGAACUCCACAAGAUCAGACUCAUUCAACAAAGACAAGGGGAACUCGAAAAGCACUACAUUCCACCUUAAUGAUGAAGCUAACUUGAGGAUGGUCUCAAGGGAACCAAGUUCUGUGGCCCUUGGUGUCACUUUCGAAGAAUCUAUGUCCACUACCUUACAGGAUGCUGAGGCUACAUUUGAUGAUGAGCCAGCAAUGGAUAAUGUUUCCUCAGAGGAUAUUUCUAGAGGAAAAGUCAAUCUUAUUGAGGUAGAUUUGUCUGAUUUGGCUGCCAAUCCAGAUGAAGAAAACGCCAAUGUAUUGGAUGUGACCACUGAUGGGAGCGAUGGGGAAAAGAAGUCUGGCAUGGGCUUCUUUUUCAAGGACGAGCAAAAAGCAGAGGAUGAAUUGGCCAAAAAGCGAGCAGCGUUUCUGCUAAAACAACAGAGGAAGGCAGAGGAGGCUCGGCUCCGCAAGCAACAGCUGGAGGCUGAAAGUGAGAUGAAAAGAGAUGAAGCCAGGAGGAAAGCUGAAGAUGAAAGAAUCAGAAAAGAGGAGGAGAAGGCCAGGAGAGAGUUGAUAAAGCAGGAAUACCUUAGAAGAAAACAGCAGGAGAUGUGUGAGGAGCAAGAGCAGCCCCAGCCCAAACCCAAACCCAAGUCCAAGCCCAAAAAACAAAGGCCGAAGUCUGUGCUGAAGGAAGAAAACUCAGUUGAUACACUUCCCAGAUGUCCUGCUACCAAUGAGAAUCUCAUCAGUGCCCAGUCUGGCUCUAGUCUAUCACUGGCCUCUGUGGCCACCACUGAACCAGACAGUGUCAACUCAGGAGGGGCGGGAUCUCAUCGAGGAGAAUCGGUAGAGUCAUUUCCAGGCCUCAGUCGCAAUUCCAGUCGGACUACAGAGAGAGACUGGGACAACGGUUCCACCGCGUCUUCCAUUACAUCAGCAUCCAUGGCGGAAUACACUGGACCCAAGCUUUUCAAAGAACCAAGUGCGAAGUCCAACAAGCCUAUAAUCCACAACGCCAUCGCUCAUUGCUGCUUAGCGGGAAAAGUAAACGAACCGCAGAAGAACUCCAUUCUUGAGGAGCUGGAGAAGUGCGAAUCCAACCACUUGAUGAUUCUCUUCCGGGACAGUGGCUGUCAGUUCAGAGCCCUUUACUCCUACUUCCCCGACACAGAGGAGAUCCACAAGCUCACCGGCACAGGGCCCAAGAGCAUCACUAAGAAGAUGAUUGACAAACUCUACAAGUACAGCUCGGACCGCAAGCAGUUCACUGUAAUCCCUGCCAAGACUGUGUCUGUUAGUGUAGAUGCGCUAACUAUCCAUAACCACCUGUGGCAAGCCAAAAGACUCGCAGUGCCAAAAAAGAGCGCAAAGUGAAGUCCGAUGGCUCUCGUAAGAUCUGCACUUUCGCAACGAGGCCCGUAAUCACUUAUCUGCUUCCGUCAGAGUUUGGAUGGAAGAGGAUCGCUGGACAAGCAAACAGGCAUGAAUCAACAUGCACUUCAUUUGAAUGUGUUUUGGGUUGAAGUAGUCCUUUACCCACAAUCCUGUGGUCUUUUUACAUGAUACAUUUUUUGUUACUUGAAGUAUUUAUUAGUUUGGCACUGAUUAGCUCGUUUAAACAAAGCACUUCCCCCAUGAUUGUUUUUGUUUGAUUCGUUUUCCCCUUUUUUAGGAGGGAUACACGUUUUCCUCUUAACGUCUUCAAAACAUGUUUGCUGACUCUAAGGACUGCCAGAACUCAAGUUCAUGUAAAAAAAUAGCUGACUUGGCUCUCAACAAAGCUUUUUUUGCCUCCAAAACAUGCUGCUCCUUUGUUGUCACUGGGAAAAUCCCAGGUCCGCAUACUUUUGGCCUUCAUGCAUUGUGGUACUAUGUCUGUUUAUUCAACGCUUUAAAAAAUCAGCUCGGCUGUAGCCCGUUUUUUGGAAACUCGGUGGUCCUUUCAAUAGGGAAUGGAACAGACCUUGAUACGUGUCAAAUGCAGUUCUCUUCUCUUCUGUUCUACUCUGUAGCGGCCUCUCCUCUGGACAGUCUGUACUAUGGUGCACUUAUGAUCAUGUUUUAGUAAUAUUAUCAUGUAAUGUAACCAUGUUGAUGUUAGCACUGGAGCUUUUUCUCAUGCAGCAUGCUCUGUUAUGAAGAGUGUCGCUGUAAACGAUUUGAAUGACAGUAUUUAAUAUAUUCAUAAUCGGUUACUUC